This is a messenger RNA of Maudiozyma saulgeensis, 2193 nucleotides long. NCBI's taxonomy places the organism in Eukaryota, Fungi, Ascomycota, Saccharomycetes, Saccharomycetales, Saccharomycetaceae. The record is from the annotation of a GenBank genome assembly.
AUGAUGCGUGGUUUUAAACAGAAAUUGAUUAAGAAGACAUCAAGUUCAAGUUCUUCGAAGAAGAAAGAGAAAGAAAAAGAGAAAGAAAAAGAAAAGAAAAGAUCGGUUAGUGGUAGUUCGUCAACAAAUGGUUCAACUACACCGACUUCAGAUUCAAGUAAAAAAUCAGCAAGUUCUUCAAUUAAAAAUAAUGGCAGCAAUAAUUCAAGUGGUUCCAUUACAUCAUCAACAACAACGACAACAGAUUCUCAAAAGCAAUCAGUAACAAAUUCAAACUCAUCGUCUCAUAAACAUCAUACAUCUUCGAAACAAACUUCAUCUACAGAUGGUUCAAAACAAAAAAAUUCAAGGAAAGUUUCUUCUUCUUCCAAUAAGAAAAAAUCAAGUACUUCAAAUUCUAAUCCAAGUGUCACUGUAACAACGACAAAUAAUGCUAAGGAUAUUGGUUCCGAACAACAAGUAGUUACACCCACAACAGCAGCUCAUCCUACAUUUAUUGGUGCUGCUACUGCUGCUGCUGCUACGAGCGCAACUACUGCCAUAGCAAUAGGAGGGGGAGGAGCAAAUUCAUCUCCACCAUCUAACAAUAUCUCUCAAGGCGGAUCACCUUCAUCUCCAAGUAUUGAUAUUCCAAGAUCUUCCCAUUCAUUUGAGAAACUACCAACUCCAGCAAAAUUUGUCUCGGAUGCAGACGUAGAUUUAAUUAGAACUCCACAACGUCAUUCAUCAUCAAGAUUCGAACCAUCAAGAUAUACACAAAUUUCAAAAUUACCAUCAUUUGAUGAAGUAGCUCCAGAAGAAAAAAUUCCUUUGUUUAUAGCUAAAUUAGAUCAAUGUAAUAUCAUGUUUGAUUUUAAUGAUCCAAGUUUUGAUAUCCAAGGUAAAGAAAUUAAAAGAUUCACAUUACAAGAAUUGAUAGAAUUUAUUGUAACAAAUAGAUUUACCUAUACUAAUGACAUGUAUUUACAUAUGGUGACAAUGUUUAAAGUAAACUUAUUUAGGCCUAUUCCACCACCGGUAAACCCAAUUGGUGAUAUCUAUGACCCUGAUGAAGAUGAACCUGUAAAUGAAUUGGCAUGGCCUCAUAUGCAAUUAGUUUAUGAAUUGUUUUUAAGAUUUGUUGAAUCACCAGAUUUUAAUCAUCAAAUAGCUAAACAAUAUAUCGAUCAAGGUUUUAUCUUAUCAUUAUUAGAAUUAUUUGAUAGUGAAGAUAUUAGAGAACGUGAUUGUUUAAAGACUACUUUGCAUAGAAUUUAUGGUAAAUUUCUUUCUUUAAGAAGUUUUAUUAGAAGAUCCAUUAAUAAUAUUUUUUUACAAUUUAUUUAUGAAACUGAAAGAUUUAAUGGUGUUGCCGAAUUAUUAGAAAUUCUUGGUUCAAUUAUCAAUGGGUUUGCAUUACCAUUAAAGGAAGAACAUAAAGUAUUCCUUGUAAGAGUACUUAUUCCAUUACAUAAAGUACGUUGUUUGUCAUUAUAUCAUCCACAACUUGCUUAUUGUAUAGUUCAAUUCUUAGAAAAAGAACCAUUAUUAACAGAAGAAGUUGUAAUGGGUUUAUUACGUUAUUGGCCAAAGAUUAACUCUACAAAAGAAAUUAUGUUUUUAAAUGAAAUAGAAGAUAUAUUUGAAGUUAUUGAACCAUUAGAAUUUAUUAAAGUUGAGGUUCCAUUAUUCGUUCAACUAGCGAAAUGUAUCUCAUCAUCACAUUUUCAAGUCGCUGAAAAAGUUUUAAGUUACUGGAAUAAUGAAUAUUUCUUAAAUCUUUGUAUUGAAAAUGCAGAAGUAAUCUUACCAAUUAUUUUCCCAGCAUUAUAUGAAUUGACAGCUCAAUUAGAAUUAGAUACAUCAUUAUCACCAUCUGAUAUGGUUGAUCCAAAUGGAGAUCUAAACGAUCCAUAUUUAUUGGUUGAACAAGCGAUAAAUUCAGGUUCUUGGAAUAAAGCAAUUCAUGCAAUGGCAUUCAAAGCUUUAAAGAUAUUCCUUGAGACAAAUCCUGUAUUGUAUGAAAAUUGCAAUGCUUUAUACUUAUCUAGUGUUAAAGAAACUGAAAAACGUAAACAUGAAAGAAAAGAAAAUUGGAAACUUUUGGAAAAAUAUGUAGAAAAUCUCAGGAUAAGUGAAGUUGAUGGGAAACCUAUUCCUGUGACCUCCAGUAAUGAUAAUGACAAUGAUGAUCAAAAAUAUAUAGGUGGCUGA